Aphanomyces invadans is the source of this 420-nucleotide messenger RNA. RefSeq lists its product as hypothetical. The coding region runs from base 1 to 420 and encodes 139 amino acids. Lineage: Eukaryota; Oomycota; Saprolegniomycetes; Saprolegniales; Verrucalvaceae. The transcript is spliced from 2 exons. The record is from RefSeq and is a predicted model, not a curated record.
AUGCGCAAGGGCCAGCGCAAGAAGAACCUCACCGACAUUGAGUGCGCCAACAUAGUCCAGCAUAUCUUGAGACGUUGCACGCCCAAAGGCAAGAUACCCAAAGGUGUGGCCGUUGAGAUCGGCCAAAUUACAAAAGACCAUUUGUCUUGGGGUACACCAACGCAAGAAGGGCAACUCGGGCACAAGCGUCUGCACGACGACCUGUCCCAACGCAUCCAAACUAUACCUCAAUCCCGUCGCUACUGCAUCCGCACCAUUGCACACCUCCUCAAGUUUCCAACGUCUACAUUGCACUGCUACUUCAAGCGUGGGGUCAUAGCCAAGUACUCCACUGUCCUGAAGCCUGCCCUCACCGACUCCAACAAGGUUUGCCGCCUCAACUGGGCCAUCAAGCACGUUCAAGAUGUCGACGGUGCCUAG